Messenger RNA from Aspergillus piperis CBS 112811, 1384 nucleotides. RefSeq lists its product as uncharacterized. Bases 77 to 1276 code for a protein of 399 amino acids. Lineage: Eukaryota; Fungi; Ascomycota; Eurotiomycetes; Eurotiales; Aspergillaceae. The transcript has 3 exons. The record is from RefSeq and is a predicted model, not a curated record.
CUCUAAUUUCAUCGUCUACUUCUCAUUUACCUGUCUUCCUCAGCUUUCCUUCUCUGCACAGCUCCGUACCGCCGACAUGGAUAAGACUUCUGUUCAGGAGGCAUCCUCCCCCGCCGAUACCGACCGUAAUUCCGACCGUCAUGUUUCAGAAGACGAAAGCUCACCCCAGAUUGAGGACGUCGAAGCCCUCAAGGCCGAAGUUGCCCUCCUCCGGGACAAACUGGAGAUUCUUCAGGGAAAAGCUUCGCUCGACAUCAAGUUGCAAACGCAGAUGCUUACUGCCGGGGCCAAGGGCUGGCCAGAUUAUGAUUUCAAGGUCUUGGGGGACCGGAUCCGCUCGGUUAUGUAUCACAUAGAAUAUUGGUGCCAACAACAUGCCCGGCAAGGUAUGCCUGAUACCGUUGAACUGCAUGACUUGGAAAAGCAAGCCAUCAUUCAUAGCCUAGAAGGCUAUUGGGUCCAAGAUUUGGAAUGGGAUACACUGAUGAAGUCUCUUCCCUACCCUUUCUCUCUGUAUAUGUCGGAGGUGCUCGCUCAGAGUAUCUUGACAAAGAACAUCGUGGAUAAGUUCUUUGUCAACCCAUUUUGGUACCUUGAAGAAGAAGGUCUCGAUCGGCAGGAUCAUACGACGGGUUCAGUCUCCCGUACACAGAAUCUGCAACAUCUGUACCGACGGUUUCUAGAAACAAAUGGCCCCAGAGCCACCGUUUGGAAUAAAGAAACUGUCCGUCUGUCAAAUUCGGUCAAGGUAUCCCAAGCACCCAAUCUCGAGCUCGGUCGGCAGACAAAGGAAUAUCGCACAAACGCUGUCGCUUUGUUCGCCUCCACCUUACUUUCCGACGUCUUUUUCCAGAGGCUAUUAAAAAGUGUGGAUUGCGACGAAGCGACGAAGCGAGAGGACAGUCUUCUGGAGUUAUGCAAAUUUGCUGAUGAGACAGCAAUCACCCUCGGCUCCAAUCAGGGACAUUGUGUGUAUAAGACACUGCCGACUAUGGGAACCACCUUUGAUCCGAGAUCCCACGAAGCGACAGUCCAUAACCUCCAUAAUGUCCGGGGUAAUGCUGCUGACGAUGCCAGAUUGGCUGGCCGUCGCAUCCUAGGUAUAACCCAGCCGGCUGUAAUACUAAAGCUAAGGACUCUGAGGUGUGACGAAAACGUCUUGAAUAAAGCCGAGCUAUUGGUGGAACAUGGUGACUACACCGAGGAAGAUCAUGAGCGAGAGCGACCAAAGCCUUCUGCAAAAAUCCUUGAAGAGGCUGAGACGGAAGAAGAAUAAGGGAGAUAAGUUCAGGACUGUGUCUGUAGUAUCUUUUGUUAUAUAUCGUUUUGUCUAUAAUUGCCCCAGACUGUCGAAUGUUUUAAUGCAGUGAUUCGUUAUUUCUGU